Molecule: messenger RNA, 1275 nt
Organism: Vitrella brassicaformis
Lineage: Eukaryota; Vitrellaceae
Source: the annotation of a GenBank genome assembly
CCCGGUCUCGCAAAUUAAAUGGUCAUCUAGACAGCUAUGCAUCUCCCUCGCUAUGUGGUGAUGCGCUGCAUGGCGACCUGCCGCUUGAUCACCAGGACUGGCUGCGGGUCGGGGGCGAUGGAGGUCGGAGGAAACACCUGCCACAACUCCAAACCCUCGAUGCGCAGAGACGAGACGCGACGAUACCUAAACACAAACACACACACACAUACACACAGACUUCAGCGUCUUGGUCAUCCAAAAUUGCCUGCCGACAUACAUACCUGCCCUGUAGCCUGGCGGCGAACAGUGUGGGCACCUCCACUGUCAGCGCCCUCGACGUCUGCCAGGUCCAUUGACACCGCAGUCACACACACAUGCAUGUUGUGUCUCGUCUCUCUCUCUCUCUCUCUCUCGUGUGGAGCGGAGCUUACGUCAGCUAUCCGCAUGUAUUCGCUGAAGCCGAAGGUGUCAUCUGACGGCUGCUCGAACGCACGCUUCGUCACCUGCGUUGGCCACACCAGCACAGAUGCCAUGCCGCGCCACAUCGAUCGCAAAACCGUCUGUGUGUGCGACACCUUAUUUACCUUCAUUUCCCUGAUGGUCCCGCCAGGCAUGUCAAUGGUGAGUAUGUUGGGGUUGGACUCGCUCCACCUCGUCGGGUACCCGCUCACCUCACCAAUCGGCAGCACACCCCCACCCCCACUCUCAAUGCAGUACCGCCGGGCACUCUCCGUGUUGCCCCACACAAAUGCUCGAUCCAUCACCACACCGCUCCCCCUCUCAAUGUAACGCACAGGAAAGACGAUCGUCCGGUUGAGAAGCUUCUCGGCGUCUGACAGCAGGUGGGGCGGGUCGACCUUCGAAGGGCCCUCUGGCGCGGUGACGGAUACGACGGACUCCCGCCGCUCCCACUUGCCGAGCCAAGAAGCUGGGUAGUAGACAUCUGGCGGGCCCAGUCCUGGGAGGCCUGCGAAACAAACGUAGCACAUGCGUCAUACGCGGGCCAAACGUGGUCAUUCCUGCCAGAUGCGGCCUUCCGGAUGCCUUCACUGAUGCCCUCGGCCUGCAGAAAGCAGAGCAGACAGCCGUGCAGUGCAUGCGACGCAGAGCGUGUUUGGUGAGAGGUGUGUGCGUACCCACCUGUGAUGGUAGUGGUGCAGCGAGGAGUGCUGCUGCUGCUGUGUGUGGGAGUACAGCUGCGACGCGACUGAGGUAAGCCAGCUGCUGCCGCCUGCUCGCCUGCAGGCACAAGAGACAGACAGACAGACAGAGGCCACACCACAUAACAUGCAU